Molecule: messenger RNA, 1103 nt
Organism: Diceros bicornis minor
Lineage: Eukaryota; Metazoa; Chordata; Mammalia; Perissodactyla; Rhinocerotidae
Gene: FAM241B
Product: family with sequence similarity 241 member B
Exons: 3
Coding region: 206-568 (120 amino acids)
Cellular component (GO): intracellular membrane-bounded organelle
Source: RefSeq, a predicted model, not a curated record
UCGGGGGCCGGCGCGCCCUCAGCCCACGCGACGGGGGCGGGAGGACCACGACCCCCUUGGCCUCCUCCAGGGGCCCAGCUUCAAAAGAGGACCCGCCUGUCCUAGGCUCCUGGCCACGGGCAAGAGAACAGGGCUCGUAAUCCUUUUGGCUUUUUGAAGUCUGGGGAAAGGAGCAGCCCAGCAGGGACCCACAGCUCUUGGGAGGAUGGUGCGGAUCUUGGCCAAUGGGGAAAUCGUGCCGGAUGACGACCCUCGCGUGAGGACCACUGCCCCGCCACGCAGUAGCACCCCUCGACAGAGCUUUCUCAAUAGGGGCCAGGGUGCCCCCCUGGGGGGUCCCGGCCCCCGCCUGCAGCAGGCAGGAGCCAGGCUGGGUGCUGCUCAGUCCCCCUUCAAUGACCUCAACCGGCAGCUGGUGAACAUGGGCUUCCCCCAGUGGCAUCUCGGCAACCACGCCGUGGAGCCGGUGACCUCCAUCCUGCUCCUCUUCCUGCUCAUGAUGCUCGGCGUUCGUGGACUCCUGCUGGUGGGCCUUGUCUACCUGGUGUCCCACCUGAGUCAGCGGUGACCUCUGGGGGCUGGUGGGACAGGCAUGUGGGAGAGGGAGUUACUGCCUUGGUGUGAGAGCAGGCACACGGGGAGGGGAUCUGGUGAUGCCUUGAACGUGUGCUCAGAGAUGGGGCCACGGUGUGUUUCCACGUUGUGUUAAGCAUGAGGCAAAGGAAGCCUGUAGUCCAGCAUUCUGAAAGUAUCAGGUGGAUACCCAUUCCCUUGAGAUGUUUUUCAGUAGUAUCGGGCCUGCAUUAAGCACAAAGUCGGAGCAACAGAGCGAUUCCCUUUCCAAUUCUUUUCCAAUCCUUUUAUGCCAAGAAGAAAGUCUCAGCUUGGUGCCAAAAUGUUCUCCUGCCUCUGGAACACGUGCUGACUUCCCCUUUUAACUAGGGUCAGGCCUCGGGCUUAGGGCAGGUGGGAGAAGUCUCCAGACUUUUGUAGCACUGUUCUGUUUUAGUGGUAUAUUUUUAUUGGCUACCUUUUAUUUGUGACAAGUGGUACUGGCAUUCUAUGUGGUGGAGUUUUCAAUAAAUAAAUUUAAGGAAAAACGA